This is a messenger RNA of Danaus chrysippus (African queen), 228 nucleotides long. Lineage: Eukaryota; Metazoa; Arthropoda; Insecta; Lepidoptera; Nymphalidae. The record is from the annotation of a GenBank genome assembly.
AUGAGGCGGGGUAUGAGGGAGGGUAUGGGGGGUAUUUGGGGGGUGCACUGCGGACUCGGGAUGAGGAAGGGAAGCGGAUGUGACGUCAUAGCGCUAUCUGGCGCGCUGAUUGCUCGUAAACUCGUCGCCUCACUGAUAACGGAAUAUGAAGGGGUAUCUUCAUUUUACUCAGCUCGUAUUGGCAGCCAGGGCAUUUCUAAAGAUCUUUUAAAAAUCUUGCUUUAUUGA